AAGCACGUGAGGCAAGAUGGUGUAUAUAAACUCCAGUUGGAAUUGUACCUCUUCGCAUUGAAGUCAAACUACCAUCGGUCAUCCAACAGCUCACCACAACUUUUGCGCUACCUUUCAGCAGCAAAACUCUACAAACCAGACAAACCACCCCAAACAUACCAACUAUACCACCCAUCUCAACAAUGGCGCCUCCGGAUCCCUGCUUCGGACGUCGACCAAUUGGCAUCACAACCUCCAAACUCAUCGCCUUCCACCUCGGCGUCGUCCUCAUAACCUAUUCCAACGUCAUACUAGCCUGCUACUUCUUUCUCACGUACGGAGCCACAACACGCAUGCACCUCCUCGCGCAAUUCUACAACCUCGCGGUAAUUUUUCUGGUGCUCCGACUCUUUCGUACAGCAUACCUGUUUGGAUUGGAAGUUGGUAAGGAGGAGAUGGCGGUAGCAAUGAUGCGUCAGAGAUGGAGAGAGAUAUCGGAGUAGAGGGAGGACGAAACGGAUGAUGAUAAGGAGGCAGAGAGAGCUCAUGUCCAACCACGGCGCGAGAUUGGUCUCUGGGAGCGCGCUUUUCCGUACUUCGCUGACCUGAAUUGAACUGUGUACGGCCCCGUGACGCAGUUUCAUUUUGUGGUCCCUUUUCCUAGGAGUCUCGAGCUGCUCUGCGUUUCUGCCCCUUUCACUUCCAAGAUGAGUUAGUGGACUUGUUUUUUUUUUUUUUUUUUUGGUUUUUUUUGGUUUUUU
Cadophora gregata is the source of this 740-nucleotide messenger RNA. RefSeq lists its product as uncharacterized. The coding region runs from base 183 to 482 and encodes 99 amino acids. The transcript has a single exon. Lineage: Eukaryota; Fungi; Ascomycota; Leotiomycetes; Helotiales; Ploettnerulaceae. The record is from RefSeq and is a predicted model, not a curated record.